Ipomoea nil (Japanese morning glory) is the source of this 699-nucleotide messenger RNA. Its product is annotated as calcium-binding protein PBP1-like. The record is from RefSeq and is a predicted model, not a curated record. The transcript has a single exon. Bases 300 to 641 code for a protein of 113 amino acids. Gene Ontology annotation, molecular function: calcium ion binding. NCBI's taxonomy places the organism in Eukaryota, Viridiplantae, Streptophyta, Magnoliopsida, Solanales, Convolvulaceae.
AAAGUAGAAGAAAUGCCCCGUUCCCAUGAAAGCUUCCACAUAAAACAUCAUUUCCUAAAACCUUCCAAACUCGAUCUCCAUCACGCUAAUUUGCCAUUUUCAUCAAACCAUCUUUCCUUUCUUAACCCAUCUGUACCACUCCUUCCACCAUGCCAAGAUUAUCAGAUAUUAUUAUUUCCUACUUUCAAUUAACCGGCCUCUUAUUUAAACCCCCAAUGCAAGAAUAUCGAUCGAUAUGAUCGAUCUCCAUAAUUGCAGGCCAGGCCAAUCGAAUUGAAGCAAUUGAAGCAAUAUAUAUAAUGGAGGUGGGAGGCGAGGUGGUGUUUGAGGACUUGUUCCCAUCAAUGGUGGAGAAGCUUGGAGCAGAAGGGUUCUUGAAGGAGCUGUUUAACGGGUUCCGGCUGCUGACGGAUGGGGAGACGAAUGUGAUAACGUUCGAGAGCUUGAAGAGGAACUCGGCGCUGCUGGGGUUGCACAACAUGAGCGACGAGGAGCUGAGGUGCAUGUUGAAUGAAGGGGACGUGGACGGAGAUGGAUGCCUGAGCGAGAUGGAGUUUUGUGUGCUCAUGUUCAGGCUCAGUCCAGAUUUGAUGGACAAAUCUAGGAUGCUGGUUGAGGAUAUCAUUGUCAAUCAUUUCUAGGCUGGCUGGCUAGGUUACGUUAAUUAGGAUAUUUAAUUUACCCCAUUGCAUGUAUGGU